Molecule: messenger RNA, 1195 nt
Organism: Amphibalanus amphitrite
Lineage: Eukaryota; Metazoa; Arthropoda; Thecostraca; Balanomorpha; Balanidae
Product: carbohydrate sulfotransferase 9-like
Exons: 6
Coding region: 70-963 (297 amino acids)
Biological process (GO): carbohydrate biosynthetic process
Cellular component (GO): membrane
Molecular function (GO): sulfotransferase activity
Source: RefSeq, a predicted model, not a curated record
GUGGCCACUCGGAGCGGGCACGGCGCGGCGACUGUAGGCGCCCCGUGGCCGCUGCUCCGCCGGCCAAGCAUGCGCUCUCCCCUGCCGCAGUGGGCCGGUCGGCGAGUGCUGUUGGUCGUGCUCUCGGGGCUUGUAGCCACCUUGCUGGUGUCUUGGCUGGGUGAUCUGGAAACACGAACGUUAAGAUGCCAUAAAGGCGACAACUUAAUUGCAGCAAGGCUGGAAUAUCGAAAGAAGAGAAUCAGAGAAGCAUGCAACAGUUACGGAUACUCUCAUUACCGGUAUCGUUGGCGUGGUGAUGUAUUCGUCGAUAACAUUGUCUGGACCAGACUACCGAAAGUCGCGACAACUUUCAUGGCAGCUCUUAUUCUUCGAAGAAUGAUGAACAACUCAACGUUGAAUUGCCACGCCAGCAGCUGUUUUACGUUACUGGAAGCUGCGACCUCCAGUGACAGUCGCAUUCACGACGAGCUGAUCGGUGUCCGGCCGGACGGCCCUGGCGGCUCGCUGCUCAUUGUCAGAAGGCCCUACGACCGGCUCGUCUCGGCGUUCCUCGACAAAAUAGCCAGAGAUGAUCAUAUGAAGCUUUGGGAUAAAAUCAAGCGGAUAUCAAGCAGAACGAACUCGACCAUGCCACCAACUUUCUCAGAGUUCGUCGAUUUUGUCAUAUGGUCUGAUGAAAACGAUACAGUGAUGGACGGACAUUGGGACACCCAGGAGCGUCUGAGCCGCGUGUGCGAGCGCGACUACCAGUACAUCGUGCAGCUGGAGACGCUGGAGGAGGAGCUGCCGUACGUGCUGCGCCGGCUGGGCCUGGAGACGGAGGCACGCCACCCGGUCACCUCGCGGAACGCCAGCCCGCGCCGCUACGACACCGGCCACUACCUGGACCAGCUGACCGAGGCCCAGCUGGCCCGGCUGGACGCCGUCUAUCGAAUGGACAUCAUACUGUUCAAUGGCUGACGCGCGGAGCGGGAACGGGAUACUGCGCAUUUGGGUCAUGGUUUUUGCCGAAUAUCGUUGAGAUAUUAGCUGUGUGCUUGUAUUUCCAUGAGGGUAGCAAAGCCUGUGAAAAGAUAGCCUCUCGUACGCUUAUUCUUUUAUGGCAAAUAACUGACUCUGUGAAAAGGUUCACGUAGGUAUGGAAUUAUAGGUGGUGACCUGAAUAAAUUAUAAGUUGUCUGUGUCUCCGUCA